Messenger RNA from Mesocricetus auratus (golden hamster), 3043 nucleotides. It is a transcript of the gene Lrrc61, whose product is annotated as leucine rich repeat containing 61. Bases 1887 to 2666 code for a protein of 259 amino acids. Gene Ontology annotation, biological process: outer dynein arm assembly. Gene Ontology annotation, cellular component: cytoplasm. The transcript has 2 exons. NCBI's taxonomy places the organism in Eukaryota, Metazoa, Chordata, Mammalia, Rodentia, Cricetidae. The record is from RefSeq and is a predicted model, not a curated record. Gene Ontology annotation, molecular function: protein binding.
UCCAGCUCAUCAUUUCUAAUUUUUCUUGAGCUUGGCAACCAGACAAUCACUUUUCUACUUUUUUGGGGGAGGUGCUAGAGAUCGAAUCCAGGGCAUUGCAUAUAUCAGGCAGCUGUCUGCCACUGAGUUAUACCAACUCCCUCUUCGACUUUUUUCUAAAAAUGCAUAGUUCAGGCUAGCCUAUAACUGAUCCUUCCUCUGCCUCCCAAAUGCUCCAGUUACAGGCUUCCCAGAAUGUGCUUCAGACUAAAGAUGUAUGGAGUCUCUUCCUGGAACAGCUUGGGUUCUGUCUUGUAAAGAGUCGUCCACUUUGGAUUAUUGUAUCAAGAGAUUUAACCCUUAACAACUACAGUUAUAGGCAUGUGCUACCAUUCCCGCUGCCCAUAAGUAUGUCUUGAGGGUCAUGUUGGCUCAUUGUAGUUCAUGCAUUUUUUUUUUGUUGUUGUUGUUAAACAUCUACGUAGCACCAGGAAUUGGAAACAGAACAGGGUUUGUGCUCCAGUGGCUCAUGGGUCUAUGGAUGGAGGUUUUGUGGUGAACCCUAUGCUGCAGCUCUGACAGGCAGAUUUUUUUUUCUUUGUAGACUACUGUUGGCACCGUUGCCUAGGUUUAUUGCCUUGUGCUGUCUUCAUUGACAGCGUCUGGAGGCUUGCACUAGUAGUCUGGGUUGCAGAUUCUUUGGUCAUAAAGUAAGAGCUGAGGUAAAUUUCCUCACUUCCGGCAUUCAGGAAUAGCUCUGGGCCAACGAUGGCCUUUUGUACUCACAGUUUUGCCCGGUUCUUCUACAGGUGUCACCUCUCAGGGACCUUCAUUCAUUGUGGUGAUAAGCUCAGAGCCAUUGACUCUUAAUCCUCUGAGCUUUCUCCAAGGAGCGUGUAAGAGCCAUCUCAAUCGGCUUAUCUGUUUCCUCUUAGAGGCUGCCCUGCCAUCUCCAUUCACAUGUGGAGUUUAACCCCCUGCUGCAUCAUCUUCUGCUGUGGAAAGGUGCUGCUCAAUAGCUUCUGGGUGCUCACAGUGUGUUGUUUUCCUCUGAGUCUGUGCUGUUCCAGGCUAACACUUCCCGGCUCACCAGCCUCUUUUCUGCCUUGUUCAUUUCUUCCAUCCUGUGUGUCCUGACUUCCUGACCUAAUGUCCAGGGACCUGAUCAAGGAGGAAUGGAGUUGAGGACAUACCCAGGUGUUAGGCUUGAGCAUCUGGGAGGCUGGGCAUCUCUGUAGCAAGAUGGAAUUGAUGCAAAAAGAGCAACGGGCGCCAAGAAAGAGUUGUGCACCUUGGUCUGAUGGUGGUUGAGUAGCAGAACAGCCUGGAGACUGUCCAGCAAUAGGGCCCGUGGACGCAGCCUAAAGGAAUAUCACUUUAAGGGGGUACUUAGAGGGAAAAGAGACCAGAUAAGGGACUGAGAGGUCAGAAAUGGGAGGGAAUACAAGAAAAUGUGGUAGUCUGUGAUGGGAGGCAAAGGACAUCCCAAAGUAUAGGAGCAGGCAGGCAUUCCUGGUGGAUAUUGCAGAAAAGCCCAUGAAGUUGGUGCCAAGGUGGUCACUGCAGGCCUGGUCAAGAGCCAUAGAGGAAUAGGAUUGACAGAUGUGGGAAGUGAAGGAACAAGCAGCCCCCUGGGAAUGUGUGAUACAGAGAGGAACACAAGAAAGGACACCUCUGGUCCAGCCGCUCUAUACCUAUCCUGUGAUUUUUCACAGCUGACUUCCAGAGAAGGAACUGCAGAGAAAAUGAGCAAAGCCUCUAGCCUGGAACUCUGUGGGCUAGCUGCUAAUUGAACAGGGCCCAAGCAGAGAUGAGGGAGAGCAGCCGGCUGAUCCCCAGAGACACCACGUCCCUGUGAUAUACAGCAGCACUGCCGGGGCCGGGCCACCUGAAUCAUCUUCAGUGUCAUGGAGCCUCCUGGAGAGAAGCCAGGAGAAGCUGAGGGGCUGAGUAUCACACCCCAGAUGCUGAAGUCCCAUUCUGGAGAGUUUGCCCUUGAUUCCAUCCUGUUGCUGAAACUUCGGGGUUUAGGUUUGGUGGACUUGGGCUGUUUGGGGGAGUGCUUGAGCCUUGAGUGGCUUGACCUGUCGGGUAACUCCCUUACCCACCUAGGCCCACUAGCAUCCCUGCACCAGCUGUCUGUGCUCAACGUCUCCAAUAAUCGGCUGACCGGGCUGGAGCCACUGGCUGCCUGUGAAAACCUGCAGAACCUCAAUGUUGCUGGUAACCUGCUGACCACUCCUGGCCAGCUGCAGUGUCUGGCUGGGCUGCAGGGCCUGGAGCACCUGAGGCUCCGGGACCCUUUGGCCCGGCUUAGCAACCCGCUGUGCGCUGCUCCCUCCUACUGGGCUGUGGUUCGAGAGCUGCUGCCUGGCCUCAAAGUCAUAGAUGGGGAGCGUGUGAGGGGGCAGGGCAGUGAGCUGUACCAGUUAUGCCGAGACCUGGACAGUUCCUUGCGCCCCAGCUCCAGUCCAGGCCCCAGAGCCAUAGAGGCCCAGCCAUGGGUGGAUCCUGGCUACUGGGAAUCCUGGCCCACGCAGAGCAGCUCCAUUCUGGAAGAGGCCUGCCGGCAGUUCCAGGACACACUGCAGGAAUGCCUUGACCUGGACCGCCAGGCCGGGGACAGCUUGGCCCAGGCCCAGCAGACUCUGAGCCAUGCAGAAACCACUUCUUCCUUUGUCUUCUGAAUGUGCCUCGUAGCCAGGGAAUUCUCGUCGUAGUGUUGACGCCUUCAUCCCUUUCCUGCCCCAUGCCCUUGCCUCUCUGGUUUCCUCUGGCCACUGACCUUGCAAACUGGGUUGUUCAUUUACCCCUUUCUUGAGAGCAUCCUAAUUCCUACCCCACAUCUCCUCCCCUAGGGCACCUCCCCGCCCUCCUUCAACGCAAGCAGGGGCAUGCUUUUCGGUGGCCUCUGGCAGGUAUAGGAGGUUCCCUCACUGUAUGGCAAAUACUGGAGCCAGACCCAGGGCAUCCUGAGCCUGGGCUAUCCCAAGUGCCAAGCCUGAGGCUCUGUGGGUAAGGUUACUUGCCCCCUGCCAAUUCUUAUUAAAUAGUUCUCUGCUCA